AUGUUUAGGAAAGAUAUUAAAAAGAUUUACUUAAAAAAUCAUCUUAAUAAAAUAUAUAUUGUAAAAAGACAAAAUGAAAAUAAAAUUAUUGAAGAAAAAAAAAGCAGUGUUUUGUAUAAAGACUUUAAAGAGUUUAUACUUGUUUUAAUAAAUAUAAGAAAAUAUGAGAAAACAUUAAAAAAGUUAAAGGGUAAUAAAGAGAGUUGUGAAUUUUCCAAAGUGUUACAAGAAUAUUUGGAUUUUUAUUUGUCAACGUUUGGAUAUAAAUUUCAUACCUUUAUAUUGGAAUAUAAAAAUGGUGAUGAAAUAAAUGAUCCUAAUAAUUGUUAUGUUAUAAAUAAAUUAAGAAAGAAUGAUAUUGAAAAAAUAGUAAAUAAGGAAUAUUCAAGAAUAUUAUUUAAAUAUGAUAGUAUUAAAUAUGUACUAUAUUAUAUUAAGAAGCAUACAUUAUUAUUCCAAACAUUUAAUUGUCAUUUCCAAAAAUUAUUAAUAAAUUAUUUAUUUGUUACAUUGAAUCCUUUAAAUGUUCUCAUUUUUGUUUAUUUAAAAUUAUAUCAUAAUGAUUACAAAACAAAUGUUGUUUCAAAAAGCGAUGAUAAGAUAAAAAAUAAAGAUAUGUAUGAUGAAAAAAUAAAUGAUAUUCUACCUAUAUGUGAGAACAAACCUAUAUCUGAAAAUAAUAAUGAAAAUCACAACGACUUGCAAAAUGCUGAGGUUAUCUCCGACACCAUAUUACAUAAAAAUGAAAGACUUAAUUGUAGUAAUCUUUUUUGUGAUGAAAUAUAUUGGUUUAUAUGUUUUUUUGGAGAUUAUAUUAUGAAGUAUAAUAUAAUUAGAUGUUAUCGGGAGAUAUAUACAGAUAAAAAAUUGAUUCAAAGAAAAUUAAGAAUAUAUCAGUGGGUUAAGAAAUAUGUUCAAAAUGAUUUAAUACAAAAGUUUUAUUUUUAUUCUUAUUCAAAAAAUAUUAAAUUAUAUGAUAACUGGUAUGAACAUAUAUUAUCUAUAUAUGAAGAAAAAUUUAAAGAAUAUGUUCCCAAAUUAAAAAAAUAUAUUGAAAUUGGUAAUGGAUAUAAAAGUAUUAAUAUGUGUCACAAAAACUUUUCAUAUAUAUAUGAUUUAGUUUUACUUUUAUAUUUUCUUAAAAUAUCAUUUUUAUAUUUAAAUGAACAUAUUAAUUUUGUUGUUCAUUUAUCUUUAUACACUUUAUAUAAAAGCAUCAAAAUUUUUGUCAUAUAUUUAUAUUUUAAUCUUCCCAAGUCUAUGUGUCAUUACUUUUUAAAUAUUUAUCUCAUGUUUUUUAAGAAUAAAAAUAUGAAAGCUAAUAAUGUAUUUAGUAAAAUGAAAUGUACAUAUAAAAAUAUAAUGAAUCAUAUUUAUGCACACAGAAAUUUCUUAUAUAUCAAUGGAAAAUUAAACUCUCAUAAAAAAACAACAAAUCUUCCUAUUCUUUUGAGACAAGGAAAUUUAAACAGUAAUAUGAUUCAAUGUGAAGAGAAUGAAAACAAUCAAAUGUCAAAAAAUGAUUGUAUAGAAAAUUUAAACAAACCAAAAAAUACACAGAAUUGUAUUAUUGAUAGUCAAAAUGAUGGAAAUUCCAAAAAAUUGAAAAUUCUCCUGAACAGUUCAGAAAAAAAAAAAUAUGGAAAAAUAUUAAAUUUGACAUAUUUUGAUAUAAAUGAAUAUGAUGGAAAGGAUAUUAAAAAUGAAAGUGAAUUAAAAAAAUUUUUGACAUAUCAUUUUUAUGGAUCUAUAAUACAAUUGAAAUAUAAUAACGAAAUUUUUCUGCGGAGGAAAAAGUAUAGGAAUGAAAAGGAAAAUAAAAUAAAUAGUGUAAAAAGAAAAAGAAGUAAAUAUAUAAAAGGGAUUAAAAAAAAUGAACAGAGGGAAAUUAACAAAAUGGUCAAAAUGGGCAAAAUGGACAAAAUGGGCAAAAUGGGCAAAAUGUACAAAAUGGUCAAAAUGAACAAAAUGGACAAAAUCAACAAAAUGGACAAAAUCAACAAAAUGAAUGGUUUUUUUUAUCCUAGGAAAAUUCAAAAUAAAAAGAGACAAAUAUUAUUAUAUAAUGUGUUGAUAAAUAAUACAAAAGGAUUAUCAAUGUAUAUGAAUAAUAAACAGAAGGAUGAUCAAAAAUGUUUUAUACAUGGUGUAUUGAAAAAAAGUGAUAUUAUAAAAAAGUGUAAUAUAAAUAUUCAUAUAAAUGAUGAGAAUAACAUGAAUACACCUAAUGAUAACAUUAAUUUUUGUAAUAAAAAAAUUAUUAAUAAAUUAUUUGAAACUAUAUUGUAUAAUAUAAUAAAUAAGGAAAAUCAUAUGAUUGAUGUAAAUCAAAAGGAAGAGAAUAUAUUUUUAUCAGAUAUAAAAGUAAAUGAUGAAAAUGAAACAUAUAAUUAUGUUAAUAGGAGUCCCUUAAAGGAAUAUAAUAAUGAUAUGAAGGAUGAGUGUAGCAACCAAAACGAAGUUGAUAUAUGUAAUGAGGAAAGUGUAGAUCAUGAUGUGGGGACUGUAUAUAAGGAUGAAAAUAAAGGAGAUGAAAAUAAAGACGAUGAAAAUAAAGACAAUGAAAAUAAAGACGAUGAAAAUAAAGAAGAUGAAAAUAAAGACGAUAAAAAUAAAGACCAUGAAAAUAACGAGCAAAAUGACAAUGAUGAAGUUAAUAAUUAUCAAAAUGACAAUGAUGAUGUUAAUAAUUAUCAAAAUAGCGAGUAUAUAAAUAAGGAGGAAGAAAAUAUAAUUGAACAAAAUGAAAUCGAACCAACCAAUAACGAAAUAAAUAAAAUUGAAGAAAACGAAAAUAUGGAUUACAAUGAUUUAAUUAUUCAAGAAGAAGAAAAUAAUAAAGAUAUAGCAAUAUCUGUUAAGGAUAAUAUGGAAAAAGAUACUUGUCCCAGUGAUGAAAAUAUUUCAGUCAAUGAUGAAGCUGAUGUUAAUAAAUUAUCAAAAAAUGUGUUGAAGGAAAAAUAUCUUAAUGAAAAUAAUAACAUAAAAUAUGAUUUAAAAAGUAAGAAAAAUGAUUGUGUUGGAAAAUAUAAAAUAUAUUUUAGUGAUGAAUCCACAAGUUCUGAAAAUACAACCGAUGAUUAUGAGUAUUAUAUGAAAACAAGAAAUAAAUCCAAACCAAAAAUUAAAGGGAAAAAAGAUAAGAAAAAGAAAGAAAAUGUAAAGAAUAAGAAAAAAAAUAAUGAUGAUAAUGUAUAUAAGAAUAAAUCAAAUUCAAAGAACAAACAAGUUGAUGAAAAUGAUAAAAAUAAUAAAAAAGAUAAUAAAGUAAUAAAUACAAAAGAAACAAAUAUUCCAAAAUAUAACACUAUUGAAAGUAAAAAUACAAUAGCUAGUAUAAAUGAAAAAACAUGUAAUGAAUUUAUAAAAGAUACAAAUGAAUCUUUGAAUAUUAAAAAUAACGAUACUAGUGAUAAUAUUAUGAAAAAUAAAAUGGAUCAUAAAAAUAUUAAUAUUGAUGACGAAUACGAUUUAAAAGAAUAUGAAGAAGAUGGUAUUAAUAAAAAUAACAAAAGCGUAGAAAACAUAAAAAUAAAUACAUUUAACCAUUCAAAAGAAUCUAUGUUGGAAGAACAAGAAAUAAUUGGUAAUAACAAAAAGGUUUAUAGAAAGAUUCAAACUUUAAAAUCAAAAAGUAGUAAAAAAUUAAUUUUCAAUUUGUCAUUAAGUGAAAAUGAAGAAUCGUCAUUAAUAAUAGAAAGUUUGGAUAAUAAUAUACAAGAAACAAGGGAAAUGAAGGAGUUCCAAGAAAUAAAUGUUGAUAGUAUGGAUGAAGAAUGGGAUAAAAAAAAACAAAACGGGUCACUAAAAGGUGAUAAUAAUAAUAAUAAUAUGAUACAUUUGAAAGAAAAGGUUUAUCAUGUUGAUAUAGAUGAUAAGAGAGGAGAAUAUGAUAAUAUAUUAAAAGAACAAGAUAAAUUAAAAGUGGGAUAUCAUGAUAUAUAUAAUAAUAAUGAAGGAAUAGAGAAACCUUUUAUAGAUACUUGUGAAAUAUAUAUUAAAGAAAAUGUAUUGAAUAAUACACAGAAGAAAUUAAAUUUAAUGAAUAUUUAUCAUAAAUUCAAGUUAGGUAUUAUAUAUUUAUUUGAUCAUUAUAUAAUAGGAGGUAUUAAUUUAAUAAACCCUUAUAACAGUAUUGAAAAUGAAAGAUAUACACAUUUUGCAUGUAUACAAUCUAAUAUAAAUGAUAUGGAUCAUACUAAAAUAUUUAGAUACAACGAAAAAGAAUUAAUCAUGUCUUUUAAAAAAAAUUCAGAAAUAUCUUUAUUAAGUGAUAAGAAUGAAAAAAGAAUAAUGAAAAUUUUAUGUAAAAAUGGAAAAGGAUUAAAUGGUUCCAUUUUUAAAUGUACUAUUAAUAACAAAUUAUUUGCAUGCAAAGUACAACAUAAAUUACAUUUGGCAAAAAAAGAAAUAUACUUUUCAUAUUUAUUAAAAGUAAGGAAAACUAAUAAAAUAAAUAAGUACACAAAAUAUAAUAAUAUAGAUUAUUCAGGAAGGCAACUCUUUUAUGAAAUUUAUGAGAAGGAAAAUAGAUAUAUAUUUCCUGACGAACUACAUUAUAAAUAUAGCUCGGAUAAAAAAAACAAGGGUAUUUCAAAAGAGAGAUAUAAUGAGAAUGAGAAUGAGAAUAAGAAGAAUAACAGAAAUAUACACAAUAUAUACAAUAUGAAUGAUAAUAAUAAUAGUAAUGAUAGUGAUGAUAAUGUUAAUUAUAUUGAUAAUGUUAAUGAAAAGAAUAAUAAGAGUGAGAAAAAAGUCAAGCAAUUAAAAAAUGAGAACAGAAAAAAAGAACCAGUGAAAGAAAAAAGAAACAUGUCCAUUUUAAUUAUGAAUACACACACUAACGUUAUAACAUUAAAUGAAUUAAUAAAUUAUUUUAUUAAGAAAAAUCAUAAGAGUGUAAAUGAAGAAUUAAUUUUAUUUAUUAUGUAUCAAAUAAUUGUAUCUAUACUUCAAUUACAUUUUUUAGAUGUAUUACAUGGAGAUGUGAAAAUUGAUAAUAUUUUAGUGAGCAAAAAUGAAGAUUUAUGUAAUAGAGAAGGGAGAAGAAAAGCAAAAAAAAGAUAUAAUUAUGAAUAUAAUAAAAAUAAAAAAGGAAAUGUUAAUUGUAAAACUAAGGAACGAGAAAGGAAAGAAGAAAAAGAACAUUCAAAUGAUUAUAAAAAUAGUUUUGAUUUUAAUAAUUUGUAUAAAAAUAAUAAAUAUUUAGGUAAAGACAAAUUAAAUAAUUAUAAUAAAGAGGAUAGUUUUUUAAAAACUACGAAUUUCCCCUUGAAUCUUUUUUUAAUAGAUAUUGGUAGAGGUAUAGAUAUGAAAAAUUUUAAAAAGUAUCUUUUUUAUGGUGAAAAGCAUUGUGAUUGUUAUAGCUUUUUAAAUGAUUCAAUUUAUAAUUAUCAUAUUGAUUUUAUUGGUAUUGCACAAAUAGCUAGCUGCCUUUUAUUUUACAAGCAUAUAGGUAAUACAAAAUACAGAUAUGAAAGGACAUUGAAUGAUAAGCAUAAUAUAACAGUAAAUAAUUUGGGUAUAACCUAUUCAACCCACAAUAAUCAUUUUAAUAAUACAAGUGGUCGUAAUACAUAUUAUAGAAAAAGAAAAACAAAAGGAAAGGAUGUUGUAAAUGAUGAAGAGAAAUAUAAGAGUAGUAAGAAAGAUAAAUAUAAAGAAAUCGAGAACUUUAUAAAGAUUAAAGAAAAGGUAUAUCAAGAGGAGGAUAAUAUGUGUAUAGAGAGUAAAGAUUGUUUUAUGGAUGAAUAUUAUUUAAAUGGUAAUGAAAAGGAUGCAGAGAGGAACAAGCACACAAUGAAUAUGAAAAGUAAUUAUAAGAAUAAUAGUAAUAUUAAGAGUAAGAAUAAAAUAAAACAAAGUAACAAUAUACUUAGUAUAGACCAUUUAAACAGUUUAGAUGAUUUGAAAGAUAUGAAAAAAAAUAAAAAAAAGAAUAAAUGCUCCAAUUUAUAUGAUGAAAAUCAUGAUAAGGAAAAUAUAUAUCUUAUAGAUUAUUCUAAAAUAUUAUCCAUUGAUAAGAGAAAUAAAGAAAAGAUUUCAUAUUAUUUAGAUAAAAUAAAAAAACAGUCUGACAAUUAUUUUGUUGAGAAGGAUAAUGAAAAUAAAAUAAAAAAUUUCUAUACAAAAUUUAUGUUAAAAAGAAAAAAGUACGCAGAAUUUUGGGAUAUGUUUUUUCAUAUUUUAUUAAAUUUUUGUAAUGUAUAUGAAUUAAAUCAUGUACGAUAUAAUUCAAAUGAAGAUAUUGUGACUAACAAUACAGAUGAUGAUUUGUAUGUUCAUAAAUUAAUAAAUAAAACAGAGAAUUAUUAUUUUGAUUUUAAGAAAAAUAAUUGGCAAGAAAUUCAUAAGAGUCCUCAAAGAAAUGAUUCCAAUAUAUGUAAUGAUGAUAAUAAAAAUAUCAUUAAUUUAUCUGAUAGAUGUUAUAGUAAUAUACCAUAUGAAAAUAAGUCAACUAAUUUAUAUUAUAUGGAUAGAAAAGAAAAUGAAAAAUCCAAAAAUAUAAUAAAUAAUCAAGAUUAUAAAGAUGUAAUAUUAUCAACAAAUAAAAAUAUUCAAACAAAACAUCAAAAAGAACACAUUAAAUCAUAUGAAAACAAUGAUUUAAUAAAUAAUGAUACUAAUAAAUUAUCGAUUUUUAAAAAAGAAAAUUGUAAAAAUACAAUACUAAGAAAACAUGUACAAGGACAUAAUUUAAAUAGCUUAGGAAAAAAUAGCAAAUAUUUUUUUAUAAAAAAUUCCAUAUCAAAUUUUAAAUGUAUAAGGAAAAGCUUGUAUAAAAAUAAAUAUGAAAAAAAAAAUAAGGAUCAAAAUAAAGAUGAAAUGAAAAAUAAUAAAACUAUACAUCCUCCUGAAGAAAAUACACACAAUGGAAGAUUGAAAAGAAAAAUCAUAUUUUUUGAGAACGAACAAAAUAAAAGAAAAUGUAGAAAAUUAAAUAAUCAAAAUCAAUAUUAUAAUAAUGAAUAUAAAUAUAACGAAUAUAAGAGAUCUACAAGAUAUAUUAAUAAACUCAUGAAAAAAAAAGCAAUCUUUAUUCUUCUAAAUUUAAAAAGAUCUAUUGAGCGAAUAUUUGAUGAAGACGAAGAGAGGCAAACAAUUUUGUUAAACGAACUUUAUAACGCUUCUACUUUUUUUUAA
This is a messenger RNA of Plasmodium adleri (nom. inval.), 7143 nucleotides long. RefSeq names its product conserved Plasmodium protein, unknown function. Gene Ontology annotation, biological process: meiotic sister chromatid cohesion, centromeric; protein phosphorylation; mitotic spindle assembly checkpoint signaling. The transcript has a single exon. The record is from RefSeq and is a predicted model, not a curated record. Gene Ontology annotation, molecular function: protein kinase activity; ATP binding. Bases 1 to 7143 code for a protein of 2380 amino acids. NCBI's taxonomy places the organism in Eukaryota, Apicomplexa, Aconoidasida, Haemosporida, Plasmodiidae.